Molecule: messenger RNA, 689 nt
Organism: Notechis scutatus (mainland tiger snake)
Lineage: Eukaryota; Metazoa; Chordata; Lepidosauria; Squamata; Elapidae
Source: RefSeq, a predicted model, not a curated record
AGGAUGUCACGACAGGUCAUCUAGAGCAAGACUCCUUGGAUUCAGCCUUGAAUAUGGAGGAAAUCUCAUUCACAUCACACCCUGCAUCCAGGCACUCGGGUUCCUUCUCACUGAACAGUAGUGAUGAGGACGAGGAGAGUUCAACCAGUAUGUUCACUGGGUCGCCCAUAAAACCACCAGUUCCCCAAUCAAGAAAGAGGAGGAAGAUGAUGGGAAAGGACAAGAUACUGGACACUUUGGUCACUCUAUGCUGGGAGCAACUUCAUACUGCAAUGCUGUCGCCACGGAGCCCCGAUAAUAACAGCUGUCGCAAUGACGAAUACGCAACUUUUGCCCUGGCUGUUGCAGACUCUUUGCGGAAACUUCCACCAGAACGUGUGGAAGCAACAAAAUCCCAGCUCUUCAUUGUGCUUGCUGACGCGCAUUCCCAAGCGACAAAAUCCAGCGGACCUGGGGAUGCAGAUGCCACGGAGCUUCUUCAGACAUCCUUGGAACCAGGGAGUUUCUCUAGUGACCGAGGAAUGACUGCUAGGCCACUCAGCCAGGAGCUUCUGAGUUUUGAAGAUGUGGCCGUGCAUUUUACCGACGAGGAAUGGAUGCUGCUGGAUGCAGGACAGCAGGACCUGUACCGUGAGGUCAUGGCAGAAAAUUCUGGGAUGGUGGCCUCUCUAAGUAAGGAUCCCUGGGCU